This is a messenger RNA of Terrapene triunguis (Three-toed box turtle), 2030 nucleotides long. RefSeq names its product tyrosylprotein sulfotransferase 2 (gene TPST2). The record is from RefSeq and is a predicted model, not a curated record. Gene Ontology annotation, cellular component: Golgi apparatus. The transcript is spliced from 6 exons. Lineage: Eukaryota; Metazoa; Chordata; Testudines; Emydidae. The coding region runs from base 385 to 1659 and encodes 424 amino acids. Gene Ontology annotation, molecular function: protein-tyrosine sulfotransferase activity. Gene Ontology annotation, biological process: peptidyl-tyrosine sulfation.
UGCGGGCCCGGCCGGGCGGAGGCGGCUGUCCCGGGGAUCCCGGCCCCUCGUGCGUGUGACGUCGCCGCGUCUCGCGCUGCUCCGGGCCGGCGGCUGGAGGCUCCGGGCGGCGGGAGCUGCCGGGCUGUGUUCCUUCUGUACUGACGCUUCCUGUUCUGAAGAGCAGCAAGUCGCCUCUGCCUAGAACAAGACCCCGCAAGCGAGACUGGAGUUGUCUGAAACUGACCAGCAUCUCAGGAGACAGUAGGUAUUCAUCGGCCAUCUGUAUUUCUGAGCAAAGAUCGGCCAACGGCAAAAUGAAUUUACCAGGGAAAGAUGCGCACCGGCUUGGCUGCUUACUAACUGAAAGCUGAAGGUCUCCCAGCCUAUGUGCAGAGGAACAGAAUGCGGGUCACCAUGAGGCGGGUGUUGCUGGGGCUUGGCCUUGCGGUUGCCCUGAUGGUGACUGUGCACCUUGGCCAGCAGAUGUUGGAGUGCCAGGAGCUGCUGGGCAAGGGCUAUGGCAAGCGGACGCAUGGGCUGAUGAGACCAGAAAACGAAGAACUGGUUAUGGUGGACUCCAGUCGCAUCGAGUACCGGUACAGCAAGGAGAUGCCUCUGAUAUUUAUCGGUGGGGUCCCGCGGAGCGGCACGACUCUCAUGAGAGCCAUGCUGGAUGCGCAUCCAGAGGUCCGCUGCGGAGAAGAGACUCGCAUUAUUCCCCGGGUGUUGGCCAUGCGCCAGGCCUGGUCCAAAUCUGGGCGCGAAAAGAUGCGCUUGGAUGAAGCGGGAGUGACGGACCAAGUCCUGGACGCUGCCAUGCAGGCGUUUAUCCUGGAAGUCAUUGCCAAGCAUGGGGAGCCAGCCAGAUAUCUAUGUAACAAGGAUCCCUUCACGUUAAAAUCCUCUGUCUACCUUUCCAAGCUCUUUCCCAAUUCCAAAUUUCUGCUGAUGGUUCGAGACGGCCGGGCUUCUGUCCAUUCCAUGAUCACAAGGAAGGUGACGAUUGCAGGCUUUGACUUGAACAGCUACCGAGACUGCCUUACCAAGUGGAACAAAGCGAUCGAGGUGAUGUAUUCGCAGUGCGUAGAAAUUGGGCAGUCCAGGUGCCUGCCAGUCUACUAUGAGCAGCUAGUGCUGCAUCCCGAGCAGUCCAUGCGUGUCAUCAUGCAGUUCCUAGACAUUUCCUGGAGCGACGCAGUGCUGCACCAUGAAGAAUUAAUAGGGAAACCAGGCGGAGUCUCUCUUUCCAAGAUAGAAAGAUCAACAGACCAGGUUAUUAAGCCUGUAAACUUGGAAGCUUUGUCCAAAUGGAUCGGGCACAUUCCAGGGGACGUAUUGCAAGACAUGGCCCAGAUAGCACCAAUGCUCGCUAGGCUUGGCUAUGACCCAUAUGCAAAUCCACCCAACUAUGGCAACCCAGACCCCUUGGUAAUCAACAACACCCAGAGGGUUAUGAAGGGGGAUUUUAAAACACCAGCCAAUCUGAAAGGGCGUCUUCAGGUGAGAGAGCCCAGUGACUCCUCCGGGCUAGACCUUCAUUUCGGAUGGAUCUGUGGCAUGUCUGGUCCCUCACAUGAGGGGAGCAGCUCUGUCCUUGGGAUACCUGACUCACUUGCAUCUCCUGCUUCAGUCCAUCCAAAUCUCCACUGCACAGUUGUUCCUCUCUCGUCAUGCUGAUCAUGUCACGCCAACCACGGAUCCUUUCACUGGUGUCCUGUCUGGCUGCAUGAAAUUUUAGCUGCUGGUCAUCGCUAUCCAAGCCCUGCGUACACUCAUGCCCGCCCCACCUCCCCUCCUUCCUGCUAACGUUAUUUUCUCUCACUUCUGGCUUCUUGCUUGCUCUGGGGUGUCUGUGCAUUCAUCUGACAAACACACUUCCGCUGCCUCUAAUCCCUCUGGACAUGCUCUUCUCCCUGGGGCCCCUGACUCUUGAACUGCUGUUCUGGGUCUUGCUACAUGUGGAGUGGAAAGGGGGAGGGUGUCUGUCUAAUCUAGAGAAUGUAAAUGUCCCAGAACAUGGCUUCUGGUUCUGAUGGUUCUCUCAGUGU